Molecule: messenger RNA, 7456 nt
Organism: Oryzias melastigma (Indian medaka)
Lineage: Eukaryota; Metazoa; Chordata; Actinopteri; Beloniformes; Adrianichthyidae
Product: sodium channel subunit beta-4
Exons: 5
Coding region: 842-1540 (232 amino acids)
Biological process (GO): regulation of sodium ion transmembrane transporter activity; cardiac muscle cell action potential involved in contraction; regulation of ventricular cardiac muscle cell membrane repolarization
Cellular component (GO): membrane; voltage-gated sodium channel complex
Molecular function (GO): sodium channel regulator activity; transmembrane transporter binding
Source: RefSeq, a predicted model, not a curated record
GGCUCAAGAGAGUCUCUGAGCAUUUAGAAAAUAAAACAGUAUAUGUUAGUGUCUUUUAAAAGUCCAACUGAACAUGACAAGGAGAACAGAACCAGGACUUGUGACUGUUUGAUAGUAGAUCCAUGUAUGUCCAAGCUGCUGGGAUAAAAUGCGCAGCUCUGUGGGCUGACUGAGGAGCUCAGUCCAUGAUCUGGGAUCAGCCCUCGCUCUCCAUCAUCCCAUCCCCUGCCUCCCCUCUCCUCACCUCCACCUCUGCAGUGCCUUGCUCAUUCCUCCCCAUGUGCCGGCGGAGGAGGCGCGCGCUCUCUGCUCUGCUCUGCUGCCUUCAGCUGGCUCCGCUCCAGCAUCCCUCCCGUGAGCUCUCCUCCCUCCUCCCCGUGUCUCCCCUCUGAGGGGUUUGUUGGGCAGCCUGCCUCCUCCGGUUGGAGCUGUUCUAACACCACUUUGGCGCUUUUUCUUCUUUGCCUCUGCUUUAUUCUUUAUUUCUGUGUGUUUUUUUUUUCUAUCAUCAGUGAUUGGUAGAGCAGCGACAGAGGGGCAGGGGAGGCACCGACACCGGCUCCUGAUCAGCUGCUGCAUUGUCCUGUCUGUCUUUAGACUGCUGGGAAGCAGCCGGACAGAGGAAAGCGCAUCUCUUCUUUGCGCUCAUUGCUGGGACGGAGCGCAGGAGAGGAGGGAGGGACUGAGAACAGCACCUGACCGCCCGCUGCUGCUGCUGCUGCUGCUGCUGCACGACUGUCCCACCUUCAUCCACACGCUGCCACCGGCAGGACGGGCUCAAGGACUUCACUCUGAGCACACAGCCCAGACCGCAGUGACUGACUGACUGACAGGUGGUGUCAUGGCGUCCACGGACGGCGGUUCAAGUGUCUCUGCGCGCCACAGAUCAGGGGAUCUGCUCCACGCAGGACUGGCAGUUGCACUUCUGCUUGGUGUGUGGAGCGUUGGCGGACUCGAGGUGACGACAGGCAAAGUGUCUUUAAUUGAAGCAGUCAAUGGCUCCACAGUUCUGCUGCCCUGCAAUUAUCACUCUUGCAUUGGCAUCAAAAACCUUAACUUCAGGUGGACGUUUCGUAACAACGGAAGUGAACAGCCGUUGUGUGAAGGAACUGUUCCAGCAGAGAAAAUGGAGCCAACCUAUUCAGUUUCACACGACCGUGUGACGUUUGUUGGCUCCUCAAUAACAAGCAACAUCUCCAUUUUGUUGUGGAACAUCACCUUUGAGGAUGAGGGACAGUACAUCUGCUUUGCCAAGAACCCAAAGGAGAAGAAUCGCAACCACAGCGCUAUCUUGACCCUCAGAGUCGUUGACCAAAUGAGAGAGGUGGACAAUACUUUGACCGUCAUUAUCGUCUCGGUGCUGGGUGGAGUCAUUGGCUUAGUUGUCAUCAUCAUGGUUAUAAAAGCCUUGGUUGUUCACUUCCUGUUGAAAGAUGAUGAGAAAAAUAAAGAGUGCCUGGUGACCUCCUCAGGGAAUGACAACACAGAAAAUGGACUUUCAGGAGCCAAAGCUGACAAGAAGGGGACACCAAAGGCAUAAGAAAAUGCAAACUAUGUCUCCUGUAUGUAUGUUUGUACACAUAAAGAUAACAUAUAUGUAAAUAUAUGUUAGACAAACGUACAUGCUCAGAGAAUACGUUCUUAUCAAAGGACCGUUUUAUUUUACUAGUGGCUAACUGAUGCAACUUUUACAUCUCAGUUUGAAAUCAUGCUUGAAAUUUGGGAAAUGUGAAAUGCUCAAGGAUCUGGAUCUAUCCUUCACCGAGAAGAAAUCCCAUUUGUUUACAGCUGGAAGCCGUUUUUGAUAUCUGUCCCACAUCUUAGUGAAAACUUUAUUUAUUUUUCCAAACAUAUGUCUAACAUCUGAUUUGGUGCACAAAAUCUUAUUUAUAAAACUUUUUUUUAUUUAUUUUUUUUUAAUUUAUGACAUUCUUUGGUAAUCUAAUCUUUAGUGACUUUCACUUAGAUUUGCAGAUUGGAUAACUUUUCAUACAUAUGAAGAUAUUAAGUAAUCUGAAAUUCCAAGCUGAACUACAAUUUCCAGCUUUAGUUGACAAUUAAAAUAUAGUUUGUUCAUUACAUUUAUUUAUCAAUUCUUUGCCAAACUUUAGCCAAAAGAAAUCUACUGGGGCAAAUCAUGGCUGAAACUAUUUUACUUGAGUUUUCUAACAGCUAUGUAGACAUAAAAUAUCAAGAAGUUCAGCAAAUAUAAAACACAAUAAAGAUAUAUAGAAUAUUAACUGUUUGUUAGAUAGAAAAUUAUCAUUUUUAUCCAUUUUUUUCUUGAUUUAUUUUGUGAGAGCUCAGUCACCUUUAAUUGAGUUAAUUUCCCCCCUCUGUAACCUUACUGUGGUUUAGCUAAUUGCUAAUUAGCUUACUACCGCAAAAAACAGAGUUAUUUUGAUGAUAAAUGUUGUACAGCUCCUGUUUUUGAGAACAUUUAGUCAUUAAGUUUGAACAGUGGAAAGACUGGCAUGUCAAGGUUUACAACUGGGCUUUUCUUGUGUGACAGAUGGAUCCAGUUCUGCACUGGUUUUAAUAUUUUUGCUUUAGAUGAACACCGGUGCCUGCUCCGCUUCAGCUCCCCCUGUUGGUGGGAGGAUAAAAACAAAAAAAGAGAAAACCUUAACCUUCAUCAAAGACAAUCCCCAGUAUACCCCACUCCAUACAAAGAGGAAUGAAUAUAAUGCUGCUUCUGAUUAAUAACCAAUUCAUUCUUAGCAUGUGUGCUUUCAUGGGAGCAUAUGUUACCAUACCACGGCGUGUCUUGAUGGUUCUCGUUUAAUCUUUUCGCCUGCCUAAACUGUAGAAAUCUUGCAACAACUUUUUUUUAAAACUGCUUUUACCAUCAAGGAUAAUUUCAAAAUGUUCUCUUGGAGGUUCUGUUUAGUGUCUAAAUUUGAAAGAUUCCUACUUUUAUUACAUUUACAAACUGACAUGAAUUAAUACAGAAUUUCUGCCAAUUUAUUUAAUUUUUCAAUCUGUUAAAGAAUGUAGUUGUUUGUUCCUCAAUGAAAACUCUAGACAAGUGCAGAUAACCACUGAAGAAUGUAAAACAGUCAGGAAUUACAUGUAUUUUUUUCCCAUUAACCAAUAGGUUAGCCUGCUGAAUGUGUUUGUUUUCUACAAAAACGAGACACGUCUUUCAUGUUUGAAGUCCUGGACAAAACUUUCAUGAGUUAAUGUUACUCCACUGGGAAUAUUAGAUGUUUCAGAGUCACCUGUAAGCAUUUAACGUAUAUCUAACAUCCAACAGUCCUCAGUGAACAUUAGGUUCAUGUGGCUUUACAAACUUGAAAAUAUUUGACAGGACAAUUCAAGGUCUCAGCUGUAAAGACACAAGUUACCAGACAAACUGAGCUUUCAAUAAAAACAGUAAAGCACUUUAUCUAGUCUAAAGCUGCUACAUGACAAUAGGGGGUGUCUAAAAUUAGUGCAAAAAGCAGAAAAUGUUUACAAAUGAUCCCCUGCAUAAAGAUGCAAAUAAAUAAAAAAAAAAUCAAUGCAUAUAGAUCCCCCAUGGUAAGAGUUUUAGAGAAUAGACAAAAAGAAACACACAUGCACACACAAAAAAAGCAAUAGAUUUUUCAAGAGUCACUUUAGAGGAAGUUGCAAUAAACGAACCAAUAAAGCACUUCAUCAAAAUCUAAAAUGGAUUCAGAAAUAAAGGGAGUUCCAAAUAGAUUUUAAAUAUAAUAUUAUUUGACUCAUUUCUUAUAUAUAUUUUGUUUUUACCAGCAUAUCUCUUUGAAACAAGAUUACAGUGCCCGUCCUGCUUUCAGAAGGAGCAAUAAUGCAGACGUCAGACUGUGCACUGAUCUGUCUCAGUCUGCACUGACCAACUCUCACUGGAGGAAGUUGCUCGUACAGAAACACAAAUGCAUAGCAGACCACCGUAUUGACAGCUGGAUAAUGUAUCCAUAUGAUGCACACGCAAUGGAUUCUUCCAUUAAGACAUUCAUCUUCUAAGAGCACUUAGACCUUUUUCGGGUCAUGGGGUUGAUGGAAAACUAUCUAACUACUGCUGGACAAAAGGGGGGGUUCACCCUGGAUAGUGUGCCAGUCCAACGCAUUCAUAUUAUAUUAAAACUGGAUGGAAUACAGGAGAUUUUCUCAAAAGUGUUAGCUCCAACCUUUUUGAGUGAUUGGUUUUAAUUAAAUUACCUCUAGGUUUGAUUUAUUUAAUGACUCAACAAUGCUGAUACAUUAUUUACAUGUUCUAAACUUACUGACUUUGCAAUCUUUGAUUGCUAAAACGAUCAAACACAAAUAAACAAAACACUUUCCUGCCCUCCCUUUGACUAAUAUGAAAAUGCUUUAAAUAUUUUAUCUGUAUCAUGGCAAUCACGGAGGUUUAGGAAUGUGUUGGGAGUUAAAUUUAAAAUAGUUUUCACCAGAGAUGCAAUUCACCCUCCCCACAAUCCAGUUCAAAUCUUGAUUUUUUGAGUCACAAUUUUUUUUUUAUUUAAUGUAUAAUUUGUGUAUUGCAAAGCAAUUACAGAAACCUAAAAAAUGAAGAAAUCUCCUUUUUUUAAUAUGCAAAUAACAAUGAAAAAGAAAAGAUCAUAACAACUUUGGGUUAAUGUAACAAAACAGUAUCAAACACAUGAAAUAUAGCACAAAACAGGUGUUUGACAAUUUAAAGUAAAUAUGUGCAAAUGUAUCCAGUAGGGACACAAUGACUCACUUUCCCCACGAUUCACUUCAAUAGUGAAACAUACAGUUUUAACCAGAGAAUGAUGGCAUCCCUGGUUUUCACACAAUCAGGUAAAAGUAUUUCAACCUUAGAAACACAAAACAACACACUGUAAAAAUCAGGCCACAAAAUAAACAAAAAAAUGUUGCUGUGUCAAGUGUUUACAAUUCAUUUAAAUAGAAUUAAUUUUAGUUCUUAUGUUCUAAUGAUCAAUAAAUCUAACAUUUACUAAUAUAAUUAAAUUAUAUGCUGCAAAAAGUGAAAGUCUGAGAUUCACCCCAUAUAUUAGGGUUUCUGAAAUACAUUAGUUUUAAAGAUCAGUCUGUCUAAAACUGGACGUUCCUCACCUUUUAGCCAGGACAUUAGCAUGCCAAAUACGGUUGAUUGUUUAAUGCAAAGAUUUGAUGAACAAUUUUCCCCAAUUUAAACUCAUUUUUAUGCCAGCAUUUCAUUGAAUUAGGAAAUGUGUACUUCAUUAAUUCUUGAUUUUUCCAGAAAAAACGAAACAAAACAUUAUUAUUCAAAUUUGCUGACUCUGGUUUGAAGAAAUAGGCUGAUUAGAGUAAAUUUUCAAUUUUAGUUAUAAGUAAGCAAUCAAAGCUGACUGAGUGUGUUAAAAGCACUAAGAGCAGUGUUUGCUGUUAGCUUUUAUAACAAUAUUUGUAUAAUCGGGUCUUUGUUUUAUGUUCAUUCUUCUUUCCUGGUCUAAGAUAAAUAAAGUUCUUAACUUGGACGGGUCAGCCAGCUGCUUGCAGCCAUUGCUGCAGUACAGAGCAGUGUAAUGGUGAGAGGAGUCCUCCUCUGCAGUGAUGAAAUGCAGCACACUGAGAACAGGAUGAGGGCCACCUAGUGGUAGUUUCAUCCCCGACAUGCUAAGAGAUUUCCUUUAUGUCACGCCACAAACACUGGCACCUACAUACUGUGUUUAGAUCACAACAGUGAGAGUUUCAGAAUAAAUGACAGUGCUUUUGAUAACAUUUUAAAAAAAACAUUUUUAUGUCUAUUUUCACCUAAAAUAUUUAUCAUUUCAAAUAUAGGAUGCAUUUUUAUUAUUUUAUUUUUUUUACAAUUAGAAUCCAUAGUUUAAGUCCAAAUAUUGAUAAGUGGUUUAUUGAUAAAACGUUUGCAUAAUGUUUACAGAAAAUCCAGGAAGAAAAUAUAUUUAAUGGUUUUUAAUGAAAAUGUUAGAAAUGUGUUGACAGUUUCAGUAUUUCUGUAGCAUUGCUCACUCUGAUGAUUAAGUAUCAAAUGUUCUGACUAUUGACUGUAUAUGAGAACUGGACUCAGUGACCCCUCCCCCUGGAAUUCUAAACAGGAAGUAGGUCCUGGCUCCAAAAUCUUGUAAACUUCUAUUGAGAAUGAGAAGUAGAAAAAGAGUCAGUCUAUUUGUAAGAAUAGCUAUUGUUUUUUUCAGACAUUUGAUUGACAGAUUUUGUGUUGCCCCUUUUUCAAGUGGUAGGGGUGUGGUCUUCUAACAAGCUCACUUGUGAUUGGCAAGAGUGGUUGCCAUUAAAAUGUUGACUCACACGACUCAGACCAAUCCCUGCUUACUGACAAUGUCUAACGCCAACAUGGUGGUGUCCAUAUCCCAAUCCAGUUCUCGUAUACAGUCAGUGGUCCUGACCAAACACUAACUCUUCAGAGUUUGUGCUGUUCCUACUGCCAGUGCAGCUGAAACUCAUACUGCCACUCUAAGAGUCUCAUGUCUGCUGUCGUCGCAUCGAUUACAAGACACUAAAACAUGUUCAGUUAGCGUGAACCACUUCAGUAAUUCCAGUUGGGUAGAACAUUUUACCUGAUCUUUACCUGUACCACACCUGCACUUCCAGCAGGUCAAAAACUCAUACUGCCAAGCCAAGAGUAUGAUGUCUGCUCUCCACCGUGUACAUUCCACAACAGAACUGCAACAAUUUGUCCCUUAUUUGAUUGGCCAAUCACAAAAAAAAAACAAAAAAACUGCCAGCUGUUUUGAUAAGUAUUUAAUUAGGCUUAAACAUUUAAGAUACGCUUAAAAAAUAGUUCAGUCUAAGAAUUUGAUGGGUUUUCUCCAACACGUUUCUUUAAAAGAAUUCACAAGAAUCACAGUGGACAUUUUUAACACGUUUUUUAUUGCUAAAAAACUAUAAUAGUAACGCUUGACUAAUCUAGAUCUGAAAAAAGUAGAGUUGCAGCUCAAUUUAAAAGACUCAUUAGUUCUUCGAAAAAAAAGAUGUACAGGUAGAUAUAUGCUCUUAUCUUGGCACAAACUCUUCUAUUUACUGACAACGAAGUGUGUUGCAUAAUGUGGUUUAUUAUGUAUUUAUAAAGUAACAGAAGUCACAUAUCUAUGACACUGCCUUCAGCUUCUAAUCAUGAAAGACCAAUGUACGUUAGGUAAAAACUUAAGCACAGGUUCACACUAAUCUCUACAUUUUUCACUCCAUGCGGCUGUCUCAGCAAGAUUUUUAACAACUGCACAUAAAGGCAGCGUAUUCUUAUAGCUAUAGACUUUACUAACAGAAACGCCACGCAUUAACUUAGAGGACUCAAGAGUAGACUGAAACUUUGCAGUAGUUUCUUAUAUGUAUUGCUUUAACCAGUGUAGUCAGAAUUCCACAUAUAAUGCCGACCUGCAACCUUUGUUUCCCUGGAUGGGCCUUUUACUGUAAAUGUUAGGCUGUCUGUGACCAUGUUGCUCAUGCUCCUGUCAUGACUAUGCACCUCGAACGUUUAACCCAUUAUAAUUGCAUUAUAACAAUAAAGAUGCAAAUUAAAUUUGCA